AGUAUGUGAACUGUGAUGCGUUGCAUGCAACUGACGACGACGCCGACACUCGUUAAUAUCGAACGGCACUAUAAAUUGUGCAGCAAAGCGCAUGACUGGGUGCAUUCAACAAAUCACAUUGUAAACGCAGUGAACACAAAAUCAAAAAUCAAAAAUUUCACCGACGUCAAGACAAUUGCGCGCAUACGAAGCAAGUUUCUUCUUAGAAAAAAGCACAACUGUGAAGUUUUUAUUGCCGCAACAAUGAAAGCAUACGCGAAUUUGUGCAUUGCCAUCGCAGUGAUUUCGAUUAUUGCUUGCCUCGAUGGCGCUGAAGGAUAUGGCAUGCGUGGCGGUGCACGCGGCAUCCGGCAGGAGGAUGCGCCGGGCGAAGUGCCGCAGGAGUUCAACGCGAGGGCACGUCGUGCUGCAGCGGACGAUGUACCGCAGGAUGCGCCGCAAGGACUCAGGGAGAGAUUCCGUCGCGCUGCUGAAAAGUCGCUGAAUGAUGAACCUGGUGAAGUACCACAGGAGUUUCACUCGAGGGCACGUCGCGCCGCAUUAGAUGAAGUACCCGAGGAUGCACCACAAGGUCUCAAAGAGAGAUACCGUCGCUCUCCAAUUAAGUUGGCUGAUGAAGAACCCGAAGAUGUACCGAAGGGAUUAUAUAGUGUAUCUGCUCGACAACGUCGCUCACCACAAAUGCCUGUUCCGGAUGGUGUUCCAAUGCCACCGAUGCCGCCAAUGCCACAGUAAUACAUUAGUAUUUAAAGGCGUUUUAUGAAAGGCGCUCCACCAACUUUCAGGGAAGCCUGGAAUAUACGACUAUAUUUUGACGACAAACCUUAAUUGCUAAUAAAUGAAAUUUUCACGAGAGACAGCGGAACAGCCGAAUGAUUUAAACUUUGUAUAUUAUUAAUAAAAAAAAACUUUACUUGCAUUGCUUUAA
This is a messenger RNA of Zeugodacus cucurbitae (melon fly), 928 nucleotides long. RefSeq lists its product as uncharacterized. The record is from RefSeq and is a predicted model, not a curated record. The coding region runs from base 16 to 735 and encodes 239 amino acids. NCBI's taxonomy places the organism in Eukaryota, Metazoa, Arthropoda, Insecta, Diptera, Tephritidae. The transcript is spliced from 8 exons.